AGAGCCCCUUUAUUUCUGAAACGAGAAGGGGAAUUACUGGUACCAAAAUUCACGUUUCCUUUUUGGUGACAUUCUCCAGCCAAGCUUGGCGUUAACAGAGUAGGCGAUUUCACUUCGUCACCUCACAAAAGACUUCCAAAUUCACUGCGGCAGACACCGCAAAAUAAAAAUGUUAAAUACAUCCUUGCUGGGAGGGGAUUGAAGCCUCCACACUCAAUCAAAGGUUUGCAAUAAUAGGAUUCAUAAAAAAAAAAAAAAAAGAAAGAAAGGACAGAUGGGAUUAGGAAAUGUUGCAGUGAAGACUGUGGAAUGAGAUGAGCUCACAGCACCAGCCUGUCUUUUGUGGACCUGCACAAUGAUCCCCGAGCCAGACUGGAUUAGGAAACCUCGCAACUAGGGGUCCAGAGAGAGAGGCCUCCGGUUCCCAGGCACUUCGGGGAGAGAAGGCAGAAACGAUGCAUCAGAUUUACAGCUGCAGUGACGAAAACAUAGAAGUUUUCACCACCGUGAUUCCUUCCAAGGUGUCCAGUCCAGCCAGAAGAAGAGUCAAAAGUUCUCAACACCUCUUGACCAAGAAUGUGGUGAUCGAAUCGGACCUGUACACACCCCGGCCCCUGGAGCUGCUGCCUCACCGUGGCGACCGCAGGGACGCGGGCGACAGCCGCAGGUUCGGAAGGCUCCAGAAUGCGCGGCCCGGAGCCCAUUCCGCCAAAACCCCUGCCAGGCCCGGGGGGAUUUCUGAACCCAAAGCAUCAAAUCUGUGUGGGAAUCGAGCAUAUGGAAAAUCUUUGAUUCCUCCAGUGCCCCGGAUAUCUGUGAAAGCUCCAGUGGAUGCGGCAGCCACAGGAUCAGAGAAGGGAGGUGUUCUGAUGAGAGGAUCCAGACAUCUCAAGAAGAUGACCGAAGAGUAUCCAACCCUUCCCCAAGGAGCAGAAGCUUCCCUACCACUGACAGGCAGUGCUUCCUGUGGUGUCCCCAGCAUCCUCCGAAAAAUGUGGACAAGGCACAAGAAGAAGUCUGAAUAUGUGGGAGCCACCAACAGCGCCUUUGAGGCUGACUAAAGGUGACCCUCCCCAAGUGUCCAGCAUCAGCCGAGGUUCACUGGACAAGGGGAGAAAGCUUCAGGAUUGGAACUGAGCCACACUCACCUCUGCUAAUAGCUGAUCCAAACACAUCAUCCUCCCUCACUAACUAGAUCAUCCUGGCUUAGAGCACAGGAGAGAAACAUCCCUUGAAGGCAAAAUAAAACUGUUCCUUCUUAGAAUUGCUAAUAUCAUUAGUCUGAAAGUGACUUUGGGAGGUCAUAAAGUUUAUAUUCCUAUCUUUAAGCAAAACCACACUGAAAUCAAGCUUAUCCAGCCCAUUUGAAAGCCCUCCAAGGAAGGAAGAAGGUGGUUCCUCUGUCUUCCUUGUGAGUUGUUCUAAAGUAUGUGAUUUUUAGUGUAAAUUAAUCUUAAGGCUCUUAUGAACACCAUGGUUCUUACUAUUCCCAUGAUCACAUUUAUGUCACCUUGAUGAGGUACAAUUUUUAAGAACAAAGCACUAUAUAUUAACUAAAUAGUUCUAACAUCCACUUGAGAGUAUCAUCAAGAUUGAUUUUGAUGGCUACUUGGCAUGAUUGCAUGAAUUCUUUAUUCUUUUAUGUGCAGUUUUUCUACAAAAAAACAUUAAAAGUUAAAUGUUGAAUGCUAA
Messenger RNA from Carlito syrichta (Philippine tarsier), 1692 nucleotides. It is a transcript of the gene VXN, whose product is annotated as chromosome unknown C8orf46 homolog. The transcript is spliced from 6 exons. Gene Ontology annotation, biological process: neuron differentiation; neurogenesis. The record is from RefSeq and is a predicted model, not a curated record. NCBI's taxonomy places the organism in Eukaryota, Metazoa, Chordata, Mammalia, Primates, Tarsiidae. The coding region runs from base 456 to 1061 and encodes 201 amino acids.